This is a messenger RNA of Salvelinus fontinalis (brook trout), 1971 nucleotides long. Its product is annotated as keratin, type I cytoskeletal 13-like. Lineage: Eukaryota; Metazoa; Chordata; Actinopteri; Salmoniformes; Salmonidae. Gene Ontology annotation, molecular function: structural molecule activity. The record is from RefSeq and is a predicted model, not a curated record. The transcript is spliced from 8 exons. The coding region runs from base 52 to 1515 and encodes 487 amino acids.
CACCACAUUCUCUCUCCUCAUCCCAGGCAGGCAGACUCCCUCUCAGCAGCCAUGUCCUUCUCCAGAUCUAGCAUGUCCUACAGCAGCAGCGGCGGUGGAGGCGGAGGGGGCACCAUGUCCAUGAGGUCUGGAGGUGGAGGUGGAAUGGGUAUGGGCUCCUCCCGCUUCUCCUCGAUGGGUGGUGGUGGUGGUGGAGGAUGCCGCAUCACUGCCAUGAGGGGCGGCAGUGUGUAUGGAGGUGCAGGAGGCUCUGGGGUGCGCAUCUCUAGCUCCUCGUUCGGUUCCGGUGGAGGAGGUGGUGGUUAUGGUUUCGGCAUGGGAGGGGUUGGCGACGGCGGGGUUGGUGGCGGCGGUGGCAGUUAUGGUUUUGGCAUGGGUGGGGGUGGUGGUGGUGGUGGCGGCGGUGGAGCCGACCUCCAUGUGUCGGCCAAUGAAAAGGCCACAAUGCAGAACCCGAACGACCGCCUGUCCACCUACUUGGAGAAGGUGCGCUCGCUGGAGGCGGCCAACGGCGAGCUGGAGCUGAAGAUCCGUCAGUUCGUUGAGAGCAAGACGUCCCCCAGCACUCGCGACUACUCUGGCUUCUACGCUACUAUCGCCGACCUGCAGGAAAAGAUCCAGGCUGCCACCUGCUUGAACGGAAGCAUCUAUCUGAACAUCGACAACGCAGAGCUCGCUGCAGACGACUUCAGAAACAAGUAUGAGAACGAGCUGGCCAUGCGUCAGUCAGUGGAGGCGGACAUCGCCGGGCUGAAGAGGAUGCUGGACGAGAUGACCAUGGCCAGAUCUGACCUGGAGAUGCAGAUCGAGGGGCUGAAGGAGGAGCUCAUCUAUCUCAAGAAGAACCAUGAGGAGGAGCUGCUUGCCAUGAGGACGCAGAUGACUGGACAGAUCAACGUGGAGGUGGACGCAGCACCACAGGAGGACCUGACCAGGGUCAUGGCUGAGAUACGGGAGCAGUACGAGUCUGUUAAUGCCAAGAACCAGCACGACCUGGAGUCCUGGUUCCAGACCAAGACAGAGACGUUGAACCAGGAGGUGGCGUCCAGCACAGAUGUUCUCCAGACCUCCAAGUCAGAGAUUUCGGAUAUCCGUCGCACACUGCAGGGCCUGGAAGCCGAACUGCAGUCACAGCUCACCAUGAAAGGCUCCCUGGAGAACACGCUGGCGGAGACGGAGGGUCGUUACUCCAUGCAGCUGGGACGCCUCCAGAACCAAGUGACCAGUCUGGAGGAGCAGCUAGUGUCUCUCCGCAGCGACAUGGAACGCCAGGGCCAGGAGUACAAGAUGCUGCUGGACAUCAAGACACGCCUGGAGAUGGAGAUCGCUGAGUACAGGAGGCUGCUGGAUGGAGAGGCUAGCGGCUCAUCCAGCUCCGGCGUCAGCUCCGGCCUCAGCUCCUCCAGCUCCGGCCCCAGCUCAUCCACCUCCACCACACGCAAGGUGGUGAUCGUCACAGAGGAAAUGGUGGACGGCAAGGUUGUCUCCUCAAGUGAAACCAAACACACCUCUUAAGGUCCCACACACACAGCAAGCACUGCAGCAAGCAAUGGGUUAACCACAUAGAAAUAUAAUUACUAGAAUGGUUAUAGGAAAUGUGAGGCCAGAACGUGGAAUAUUGCGGUUCCCCAGUGAUUUAUUCAUGCAACCUAAAAUAGAACGUUACAACUUAUAAAAAGUAUUUGUCAGAUAAAAAAUCCCUAUCCUUGUUAUCAGUGUUAUUUGUUUAGGCCAGCUCUGGUUUACUCUAGUUUAAGAUGUGCAUAACGUCCUCCUAUACUUUCUAGAAUGGCUAAAGCCCCUCAGACACCCAUCAUGGAACAUUGACUUGAAUGGGGAUUUAUUUUCUGGUAAUUCUAUUUCUAUGGUUAACACCUCCAGAACAACAUAUUCUACUACAUCUGGAUGGGACACCAACAACAGACCCCAUUGUGAAUACAAUAAAGAUGCUCUGACUUGCUGACACCAUCA